Messenger RNA from Caenorhabditis sp. 36 PRJEB53466, 2971 nucleotides. The record is from the annotation of a GenBank genome assembly. Lineage: Eukaryota; Metazoa; Nematoda; Chromadorea; Rhabditida; Rhabditidae.
AUGUACAAUGAGUCAUUCAUCUUCUACGACGCAUUCCGCAAGUGCAACUGGCCAUGCGAGAGCGGAAAGUGGGUCAAACGCUCCUGAUUGAGAAUUUUCGAAAAAAAAAGUCAUUUAAACUGUGUUCAGAUGUUCGGAAUCGAGUCUGAAGGCGUUCAUGAUCUCGGAUACGCAUUUGCUCGGCGAACGGAAAGGGCAUUGGCUGGACAAACUGAAGCGAGAAUGGCAAAUGGCGCAGGCGUUCCGCAUUUCCACGUACACGCUCAGUCCGGACAUUGUCUUCUUUCUGGGCGAUUUGAUGGACGAGGGACAAUGGGCAGGAGUCCAACUGUUCGGGAAGUACGCCGAACGAUUCCGAGAGCUGUUCGGCAAUAAGACACGCAUUGUAACACUCGCUGGAAAUCACGAUCUCGGAUUUCACUACGCGUGAGUUUAAUUUGGUCUCGAAACGAUUUGACUUGACAGCUAGGAGUGGUAUAGAACUGCGCAAAACAGUUUUCAAUUUCAGAAUAAUGCCAGACACUCUGGACAUGUUCGCGAAAGAGUUUGGUCGCGGACUCAUCGACGAGAUCGUCGUGAAAGGCCAGCGAUUCGUGCUAAUCAACUCGAUGGCGAUGCACGGAGACGGCUGCUCACUUUGCCACGAAGCAGAGAUGCAGUUGGAGGACAUCAAACGGAGGAAUCUAUCGGACCGCCCGAUCGUUCUUCAGCACUUUCCGCUCUUUCGAACAAGCGAUGCGGAGUGCGAAAAAGUGGACGAUCAGCACGAAAUCGACCGAGCAGAGCGGUAUCGAGAGCAAUGGGAGACCCUCUCCGAACAGUCUACUCAGAAGCUCAUCAGCUCUCUGAAGCCGUUAGCGGUCUUCGGAGGACACACUCAUAAAAUGUGCAAGAAACGGUGGAGACGGCUGGACGGUCCCGCGUUUUACGAGUACACCGUCAACUCGUUUUCCUGGAGAAAUGGAGACGUGCCGGGCAUCUUUUUGGUUGUCGUCGACGGCGAAAAAGUACAUUUUGAUGACUUCGAUGACUUUUGGCAAUCGCAAUUCUCUGUUUUCAGGUAAUGGUAAAUAGUUGUCGGCUACCAUCGGAAUCUUUACAAAUAACCAUGUACAUCUGCGGCUUCGCCCUCAUCUUUGUGAUUGCAAUUUUUGUGACAUUGAAAUACAGAACAUCUCACUCAUGUAUUAAAAAACGAAGUAUUUCUAGUCUCAUUUUGAUGUAUAACUCUAGAAGCUCGAAGAAUUCUGUUCAAAAGCACAAAUAAAACUUACCCCGAUUUAAAGGCACAUGUCUAUGUUGAGCGCAAGUGGUCCCGCCACGAUUACAGUAACAAGCCAACGCGCUUUGCGCGGGCUGUUUACAGCUGGCUAAAUCAGGUCAAAUUGCUCAAAUUUUCCAUGUUUCGCUCUAUUCGACGAUGAAUCAACGUAUUUUUGGCUUACUAAUUGCUAAUUUACUAUUUAUCAACUCAGCCUGUUACGAUUUGUUGAAUCCCGAAGCGCGUAAGUUCAAUUCUUUUGACGCUAUCAAAUUAAAAAUUUACAGGUCCGCUCUUGGCAUUUAUAGUCGGCUCCGAUCCCCCGUCAGAAUGUCUUGUCAAAUGCACGGAACCUAUGAGGCGACCGCUUCUUGACCUUGUCAAUCACGAGUUAACGAAAAAGUCAAAAGACAAAAUUUGCCAGUGCGUUUCUGCCGAUUCACCUUUAAAAUUGUGCAAAAUUACAGUGCUUUCAACACAACCAAAACGUGUAUACUCAACAGUAACUGCUCCACUACCGAUCGCGUCGUCGUGGAGAAGCUGACGUAUGGAUUUGCCUGGGCUUGCGGAGAACACGGAUACGACCCUUUCAAAUAUCUUUACCCGUGUAUUUACAGUCUUGGAAAAGAAAUACGACGUCAAGACAGUGAGAAAUCGUGAGAUUUAUCGAAUAAUUAAUUGGAAUUCAGGCUGUAAAGCGCAAUGUAACGCGACAAUAGACGGUAAUAAGCUUCUGAUGGCCUCCAAGUCCCCAAACCUAAUCAGCCGUCUGGAGCACACCUGUGAACCACUGGCUUGUUUCCUGAACUGCACCGCCAAACAAAUGAACACCUACUGCCCAACCAGCGGCUCCCGUUUUAUCGUAACACUGUCUUUUUCCUCUGGAUACCAUACUAACUUCCAUCAUCUUCCAGCAUGUUAUUGUCAGCGCUUUCGACGAGCUGGGCGACGAAUACAUGCGGACAACGCAGACCGAACAGACGUCCAUCAUGCAGAAUGUGCCAAAGAAAUGUGCAAUCUUUUUUGACGAGAAGGAAAUGGAAAAGUUACGUUUCGAUGAGCUGUUCAUCUCCGAUCUCUUCUUUAUGAUCACGUCCAGAAAGCAGAGGUCACGACAAUCUGCCGUGCUUGAAGCAGAUCGGAUUGUGAUGGAUGUAUGCUCAGAUCAAGGUAUCCAAGCUCAUCAAUCAUUUACACGAUUUUAGUUGGUUGAACGGAUGCAAGUAGAUAUGACGCCGCAAACACCGCUGGUAUGGGACCUGAAAGCAGUCACCAUUUGUGCUGCCAUCGUCGUCAUCAUGGCUCUCAACGUCGUCGGUCUAAUUUUCACCGUCUGGUGGUGUCUGACAAGCCGAGAUGAAGACGGAACGGAGAACAGUCGGAGCAGUAUGGCGCUGAAUCAGUUUGUCGAGCCCAACAUUCGGAUGAAGUUGAAGUUGCCGAAGCUAAAACCGGACGCCCUUCGCGACAGCGAACAGGAUGUCCUCGAGUUGAGAGUUCCGAGGAACGGAAACCAAUUCCAUCAGAAUGGUGAUAAUGUUGCUGCGAAUUGUUCGAACUUGUGCAAAUUCAGACGAGCAAACCGUAGUUGUUCCCCGAUUCAAACGCCGUCGCACAUAUUCCGUACCACUGGAACCUCGUCCACGAACCCAAUCCACCGGAUCCGAUCGAUUCCCCCAAAUUGUCAUUGUUCGCAGCAACGAGAACUGA